This is a messenger RNA of Capronia coronata CBS 617.96, 1776 nucleotides long. RefSeq lists its product as uncharacterized. Gene Ontology annotation, biological process: intra-Golgi vesicle-mediated transport. The coding region runs from base 1 to 1776 and encodes 591 amino acids. The transcript is spliced from 2 exons. The record is from RefSeq and is a predicted model, not a curated record. Lineage: Eukaryota; Fungi; Ascomycota; Eurotiomycetes; Chaetothyriales; Herpotrichiellaceae. Gene Ontology annotation, cellular component: TRAPPII protein complex; trans-Golgi network.
AUGGAGUCAGAAUUCUUCAAGGCAUCGUUGUUGGAUACUAUCAUUCCCGAUGACACUGUAGCAGGGGUCUCUGAGUUUUUGGGCGCGCAUAGCAUAGCGCAAAGUGAUACCGGCCAUCUCUUCGCUGUCAAGGAGCGGGAGAUUUUGUUCUUCGAUGAACGAGUGAAGACCUAUGCGGUGCUCCGUCUUCCUCAUUGCGAAGAAGCCACCUUGAAGGCGUACCUUCUACGGCUUUCAUACAAAAUAGAUGUCUGGGCUCUCGAUGACUCGGCGAAUAAUGGGACGGACACAGCACCGCCGCCUAAAGACUUGGUCUUUUCCGUCGAAAACAUUCAGGAAACUGAACCUCUGGUCCUGGCAAAUCAAUCUAGGGACAGCGGCCACAGCCUGACCCUCGUCUGGGAGGUCGAGCUGACUAUCCACCGGCCCAGAUUUCGUGCCUCUCAGGCGAGCAUCAUCCUUGUCCCUUCAGCUGUCGUCACUGCUGCGGAUGAAGUGGAAAAUGACCAGCAUACAGACCUGGCCCCCUUCCAACCCCUUGACUCGAACAUACUUGAACCCAUGCGACUGAUUCCAGGUAUGGAAAAAGCACCGCCCUACCUUGCUGCUUCGAGGCUUGAACGAGUACUACCUACACCGUCGAGACCCAAACCAAGAAUCCAUAUUGCCCAGGUCUCUUCACGGCGACACAGAGCUGUGUCAGCGGUAGUUGCACGCAUCCAUUAUAGCAAAGUCAACACCUUCUCACCGUCCAUGACAAACCUGGCUUUGCUGGAUAUCGAGGUUAUUCCUUAUAUUCCCGUUGAAUUAGUUGUUGAGCACAUUGACCUUGUGCUAAGACAUGGCCGGACCGAGUCGUUGAUGCCGGUGUUCCUGCCGCUUCAGUGUCGGCCUGGAGACUGCGUGACUUUCAUGUACAGACUGACUCAAGCGCAAUCAUUGGACGCCGACAUGCCUCUGGGAGGCGCUGUCAACCCAAACAUCGACAUACUUUCCAUCAAGAUAUGCCUGGAGGUCAUUGUGAAACCGCGUUGCCGGGCUGUCGUGGUCAUGGACUGGACAACGCAUGUUGAUUUCACUCAGGCUCUGAAUCCAGCAUUUGGCCCUCCUUCGCAACCCAUCCAACGAGCGAACAGGCCCGCAAGCCUUCCAGUAAGCACUGCAAAUGGGUCAUCUAUUACCACGACGACCGCCAGCACGGGUCUGCAGCCGACCUAUGAUAUGACUUUGAGAACUGGUCUCGCUGUUUCUUUCACAGCGUCCGAUCGCCCUGUUUAUGUUGGGCGGCCUUUCAGCUGGAAGGUUUUGGUGGUAAACAACUCGCCGAAGCUGGCCAAGAUCGCAAUCAUCCCUUUACCGCGCAUCCACCGACAGACGACUCAGGCACAAUUCUUUGCACGAAGACAUGCACCAAAAUCCUCCACCGCUUCAUUCCAUCCCCGUGAGCGACGCCAUACAAAGACUGGAGAAGAUAUCGACAUUGCACAAGCAAUCGUGGACGAGAACGUGGUCUACGCCAUGCAACAUUCAAAUGUCGCCCCUUCUGAGACGGACCUGAUGACUCUCACAGCAGAGCUGAGAAUUGGACCAUUGGGGCCAGGACAGUGCCAUGAAAGUGAGAUUCGGAUGAUAGCGUUUGAGUCUGGAAUAUUAAGGGUCGACGCCAUGAGGAUAGUGGACCUUGUUCAGGAGGCUGAACAGGACAGUGUUAACCCCAGUGUCAUGGCUGAUAUCCGAGACCUGCCUGACAUUGAUGUGAAGUCACUGAAUGACUGA